CUUGUGACUGUUGUCCCCGGGCUCAUCAUGGUGGUGCCUUUGUUCUCGGACCUGCAGUACUACCUCACCAAAGAGGUUCAUCCGGAAUUGUACGUUGACAAAUCAAGGGGAGAUAAACUGAAGAUCAAUCUAGAUGUUAUUUUUCCACAUAUGCCCUGUGCUUAUUUGAGCAUCGAUGCCAUGGACGUAGCAGGAGAGCAGCAGCUGGAUGUAGAGCACAAUCUGUUUAAACAACGUUUGGAUAAAGCUGGCAAUCGUGUGACUCCAGAGGCCGAGAGACACGAGCUGGGGAAAGAAGAAGAAAAAGUGUUUGAUCCAAAUGCUUUGGAUGCUGAUCGCUGUGAGAGCUGCUACGGGGCAGAGUCAGAGGACAUUCGGUGUUGUAAUACUUGUGACGAUGUCAGAGAAGCAUACAGGCGGCGAGGCUGGGCCUUCAAGAAUCCGGAUACCAUAGAGCAGUGCAAGAGGGAAGGGUUUAGCCAGAAAAUGCAAGAGCAGAAGAACGAGGGCUGCCAAGUGUAUGGUUUCCUAGAGGUCAACAAGGUAGCUGGAAAUUUCCACUUUGCACCAGGAAAAAGUUUCCAACAGUCUCAUGUACAUGUGCACGCUGUUGAGAUUCACGAUCUGCAGAGCUUCGGACUUGAUAAUAUCAAUAUGACGCACUAUAUCAAACAUCUCUCAUUUGGAAGGGAUUAUCCAGGCAUUGUGAACCCUCUGGAUGGGACGGACGUCACUGCACAGCAAGCUUCCAUGAUGUUUCAGUACUUUGUCAAAGUGGUCCCCACGGUGUAUAUGAAAGUAGAUGGUGAAGUAAGUACCUUUUUUCCCCUAUUGCUUUGGCAAGUGAAAGCCUUCAGACUUUCUCCUCAAUUCUGACGCUGACCGUAUCUGACCUCUGGUGGAAGCAACACAAUCUGUUUGACUUUCUUCAUAUAACCACCCCGGCAAGAAUAACGGUAUCGAUGGUGUAAUGUUAUCCGUAAUGUUGCCGCAGCGAUGAAGCAGAUUUCAGUCUCCUCCAUCCCACCUAGAUCAAAGUGACCAUGCCAUUUUCAUCAUGUUCCCUCAGGAGAAGUCAAAGCAGCAGGGAGAUCCUAAAAAUGUUCUUUGGAGAAUAACCCAAGAUCAGCUUGUCUCCGAUUUAAAAACUCCUUUAGCCUCCAAAAGAGCGUGGCUAGAUUUCCAGCCCUGCUUUCAGACUAUGUCCUUCUUUUGGGACAGGUAGGAUAAACAAAUUACCGAGGAGAUACCAGGGUGAGAGGAAGAUCCUGAGAACAGAGACAAACUUAUGCUCUCUUCUGAAGGCAGCCUGAGGGAGUUGAAAGAAUUGUGAUUUCUUCCAUUCAUUUGGAAGGGUUUAUUUUGGUUGCCGUCAUUCUGCAGGGGACCUCAAGAGCUACAGAGAACCUCUUUUUAAAAAACAACACAAAACAAAACAAACCUGUCAGUUAUCAUUACUUGGGCCCCCAUAGUCUUAGGGCAGCAGAAUGAUGUAAGCUGUUGUGUUUCUUUUGCAAAGAAAACACCAGCAGAGGCAGCAGCUCUACUGUUGUGCGGACUUCACCACCAGUGCUACCCAGCGUACUUAUCUAACCCUGUGAGGAAGAGACAGGCGCCACAUGCCCCAGUACCUCUGUGAACAUUCACGUACAAGAUGGCUUAGCUCCCUAGCUGUCUCCGAGGUUUUGGUUCUGCAUCUUGUACGCUGCAUGGGUGGUCCAUGUUUCACUUUGACACCAAACCAGCUUCCUCUGAGGUGA
Messenger RNA from Aptenodytes forsteri (emperor penguin), 1760 nucleotides. RefSeq names its product ERGIC and golgi 3 (gene ERGIC3). The transcript is spliced from 11 exons. The record is from RefSeq and is a predicted model, not a curated record. Gene Ontology annotation, cellular component: endoplasmic reticulum; COPII-coated ER to Golgi transport vesicle; Golgi membrane. Gene Ontology annotation, biological process: endoplasmic reticulum to Golgi vesicle-mediated transport; retrograde vesicle-mediated transport, Golgi to endoplasmic reticulum. NCBI's taxonomy places the organism in Eukaryota, Metazoa, Chordata, Aves, Sphenisciformes, Spheniscidae. The annotation marks the transcript as partial.